AUGACGCCAUCUGAACCCUCAACACCCCCAGCAAGUCAGAGCAGACCUCCCGUCCUACGUACUAUCAGCUCGCCGCCGCUGCCAGCUGCGUCGCCGUUGGGGUCACUGAAGCUGGACUAUCUACAGCAGCCCUCAUCCCUAAAAAUCGUCACUCGACUAACGCCUCCAACCUCUCCCGAACUUGCAAGACCUAAUAUCAACUCCGACACAUCUAAAGGCGCUGAGCACCCUAGCAACUCUUUGAUAUGCAUUUUGCAAAAACAAGGCAAACCUAUCUUAUGCGAGGAUAGCCUUCAGGAAGGAAAUGUGCCGCGCAUUAUUGAAUGCCCGUUCGAGGUGGAAGUUGCCAGAGACUCCGCAAACCGCCCGCAAGUUUUCGGUCAAGGUGCGUGGAGUAAGGUGUAUCAAGCAAUAGUACGGCGGCCGAAUACCGUGUCUUCGGCGUCCUCGCCACAUAGUAUCCUGACGCCUCCUCCGUCUCCUCAGACCUCGGUUCCUUUACUGGUUGCCGUGAAAACUCCUCUCUCGAAUGCGUCUCGAACGGUACUCCGAAACGAGGCCAUCACCCUGAGCCAUCUGACAAGCACACCUCUCCAUGAGAACUUUAUCAUCCCAUUUCAUGGUUACGUCAGCUCUACCUCCUCUCUUGUCCUUGCACCUGUCCCUUUGUCGCUGUCUGAUCACAUCGGUUCUCGUGCUCGGCUUGCUCGCGAAAACCACCCAGAGAGGGAUUACACGGAUCCUGUACUUGGCCCCGGAAGCUGGCUAAGUUUGGCUGGCAAAACCACCACCGCCCUUGCAUGGCUCCACGAUGUUGGUGGUGUUGUCCAUGGAGAUAUUAAACCAGGAAACAUUCUUCUUUUGCCAAGUCGCUCUUCGGAUGACUUUGCCUUCGACCCGCUGUUGAUCGACUUCUCUUCUUCCCAUAUCCUUUCCUCAACAAGUCCGAUCUCGAACACGCUGUCUGCCCUGACCCGUGAAUAUACGGCCCCCGAACUACUCUCGCCAUCUGUCCUCCGAGAUCCCUCGGCAGUCGCCAAGACCGCUUCCGACGUCUUCUCACUAGCCGUGACCCUCAUUGUGGCAGCUACGGGAGAGCUGGCAGUUUAUAGUGGAAGUGUCCUGCGGAGGCAAUAUAUGGCCACACAAGGGUGGCGCAUACUGGAGUUUGUGAAGAACGGAGAAGGCGGGAUGAGAGUACCCAGUGGUGGCGUCGUGGAAAGGGUUGUCGAGGAUGCCGUAAGGAAAGUAGAUGAUGCGCGAAUUCACGCCUCAAGGUGGAGGGACUUGGUCAGGGGGAUUCAGAAAGAGGAAGUACCGCACCGGGAAAUGCAGGAUGGCUGA
Endocarpon pusillum Z07020 is the source of this 1344-nucleotide messenger RNA. RefSeq lists its product as uncharacterized. The record is from RefSeq and is a predicted model, not a curated record. Lineage: Eukaryota; Fungi; Ascomycota; Eurotiomycetes; Verrucariales; Verrucariaceae. Bases 1 to 1344 code for a protein of 447 amino acids. Gene Ontology annotation, biological process: protein phosphorylation. The transcript has a single exon. Gene Ontology annotation, molecular function: protein kinase activity; ATP binding.